GAACACAGGCAUGCACAAGCAUGUGACAUAGGUAUCUGUGUUACGUAUACAUAUAUACAAGUGUAGUAGAUAGCUCAUAUACAUAUUACACAGAGUCGGAUGUUUAAAUAGCAAUUCAUGUAAAAAGAAGAGCACGACAUCGAGUUAUUAUCAUGUAGAUAGAUUAUAUAAUGCUCCCAAUCCAAUUAUUUAGUUUUAAUACAAUUUUAUCUCUACCUCUGUUUCUACUUUCGACGAGAUUGGCACUCAACAAUGACAGAUGAACGAAAUUUUCGUUCAUCAUAUUAUGAGAAAGUUGGUUUUCGUAGCGUCGAAGAGAAAAAGUCUUUGGAGAUAUUAUUGAAAGAACGACCGUUUGACAAAACAAAACUGAAGCAGUUUUGUUUAAGAUUUACUGUGCCUGCUAUGUACAGAAAUUUCUUAUGGAAAGUGUUACUUGAUGUUAUACCAGUUUAUGUGGAAAGUCAUGAAUUUAUAAUGACUCAACGUACAAUAGAAUUUCAAGACCUACAGAAAGCAUUAAAGAUUGCAAAAAUCAUAGAUGAUUGUACAAAACCUCAUCUAGUAUUUCUAGCAAUGUGGCUGCUGCGUACAAGAAGAGCAAAAGUUGACAUGACUGCUCAGUUGGAAUCGCCAUUACACAGAGCUAUGAGUAAAAUGGCUGAGACACUAUGGCAUGUGAUUGAUAUUGAAUCUGAACAAGAGAAACUAGUCGAUAUGUAUUGGAUAUUAUCUGGACUCUUUGUACAUGUGGAAAAGUUAAAAAAGGAAGUGGGCAAAUUACAAGAAUGUACAUAUACAUUGUUAGAAAGAGAUGAUGCUGAAUUAUAUAAGCAUCUUGUUAAAAUUGAUGCACUUUAUAAUCUCCCAUAUGAUUUAUGGUUUUAUUCGUGUUUUGCUGGCAUAAUAUGCGAUGGAUCUAUUGCUAAGAUAUGGGAUAAAAUAACAGUUGGUGCAUAUCGAAUUUUAGUAUUUGUUGCUGUGGUUACAUUAACCACUUUGAGACGGCUAUUAUUAAGGUGUGAAAAUAUAGACAAUGUAUUGGAUACUAUUAAUAAUAUAACAGAAGAAACAUCAGAGAUGAUAGUUAAUAAAGCAAUUGAAUCUAUGCAGCAAAGUGGGACAACACAACAAGUUGAUAUGUAUUUUACAAAACACAAUGUUUUUCAUGUGAGACUUUUAUUUAUCUUAAAAAUAAUCACUUUUUAUUAAUGCAUUCAUCGUACAUUAUACAUACAAUUAUUUAACUCACGAUAGAGUCAUGACUUAUUCUAAACUUUAUAUCCAUUCUUAAUAUUAUAAUCUUCCUGUUUUCUGCUUUGUAUUUAUAAUACAAUCGUGUAUAUUUACUCCACUGUAUGAGAACGAGUUUGUAAGUAAUUCUAAGGAAAUACGAACUGAAACUAUAGAACUGCAGUUGCACUGUUUAAUCUGUCCACAAUUUCUAUUUCAUUCUGUAAUACUUUACUGACAGCUAGAUUCUAGAAAACGCACGUAAUUUUGAUACAAUCGACAAAGAUCAUAAGCCAUGUACUUUUACCGUAUUGAUCGAAACCUUCAAUUCUAAUCAAUUUAUUUUUAACAAAUGUAUAAAUGAUUUAAAAUUAUAAAUAUAUAUAUAUAUAUCAAAAUACUUUUAUUCAUAAAGAUAAUAAAAUUAUUCAUUAAUUCAUUUAUGUAUCUUUGAACUUUUUCGAAAAAAUAUUAAAAUUUACAAGAUAUGAAAACAACUAAAGAUUUUUAAGUAGGAGUGCAUUGCAUAUUAUACGCGGGUAUCUACAGAAAUUUUUGGAUUAAUUGUUAUUUCUCAACUAAUUUAUGUUUGUUAUUAUUAAUCUCUCGUUAGUUUUAAUGGAGAUUAAUCGAUUUUAAGAAAACAAUGAUUUUAAGAUUCAAUUCAGUAUAAUAAUUAAAAUUGCUUUCGUCUUCUACAAGCUAUUUUGCAAUGAUUCAAUUUUCUUACGUAAAUAUACUAGAGUGUCUAUGAUAAUUUAAAUUAUUAAAAUCAAUGCCACUGCGAGAAAACAGAUGUUUCCUAAAGGUCUUGAUUCUUAUAAAAUAGAAAUAAAGUAUAAUAUAUACAAGACCCUAUUCUAUCAUACAACUUUGUCGUUUUAACAUCAAUGACUCCGAUUUUAACACGCAUAAUUUAAAAGUACUAUCAAUUUUCAAUUAAUGAUUAAUAAUACAGUUUUAUGACUCAUAGUAUUGACGUCUAUCAUUGCCUUAGAAUGAGACAAACUAUCACUUUAUAUAAUCUGCUCCUAAUGUGUUGAGGCCUUUCUCGUUAUAUUCAUAAUUUCUACGUAUUAAAAUAAAUACUUUGUGCAAAAAGAGACGGAUUACAUGAUCUACAAAUAUCAGCUAAAUUAUAUCAGGUGACUUACAAAAAGGAUAAGUAAUCACUAUAUCGCAUCUAUACAAAAA
Molecule: messenger RNA, 2427 nt
Organism: Linepithema humile (Argentine ant)
Lineage: Eukaryota; Metazoa; Arthropoda; Insecta; Hymenoptera; Formicidae
Gene: TBC1d7
Product: TBC1 domain family member 7
Biological process (GO): activation of GTPase activity; negative regulation of TOR signaling
Molecular function (GO): GTPase activator activity
Source: RefSeq, a predicted model, not a curated record